Messenger RNA from Necator americanus (New World hookworm), 2454 nucleotides. RefSeq lists its product as uncharacterized. Gene Ontology annotation, cellular component: neuron projection. Bases 1 to 2454 code for a protein of 817 amino acids. Gene Ontology annotation, molecular function: microtubule binding. The record is from RefSeq and is a predicted model, not a curated record. Lineage: Eukaryota; Metazoa; Nematoda; Chromadorea; Rhabditida; Ancylostomatidae. Gene Ontology annotation, biological process: microtubule cytoskeleton organization; neuron projection development. The transcript is spliced from 16 exons.
AUGAGCACCUUGGAGAACCCGGAUGUUGGUAUUGAAGAAGAAAUGGAAAAGAACAAUGAGAAAAUUAUCAGCGAAUCUAUGGAAUUACCAGAGUCCGAACAGGUGGAAUAUGAAAAUGUUACCGAUGAGUCCGCAGAAAUAUCUCAGAGCCAACGGACGGACCAUGAAGAAACUAUUGGCGAAUCUCCGGAAUUGACGCAGUCCCAGCAGGAAGAACAAACUCUGGGCGACGAUAAUGAAUCAUCUCGUUUGAUAGAAGAAAAGAUUACGGAUGAAACGGUCGCCGAAUCCUUAAAACUGCCACCGGAUCAAGAGCAUCCAGGAGAAGAGGAAAUUUCGGAUGUUAACACGGAACCAUCUCAUGUAAUCGCACCCGAAAGUCACCUUGAAAGUCAUCCUGAAAUUAGCUCGGAUCAGGAGCAGAAAAAUGAGGAAGAAGAAGAGAGGGUUCACGAGAAAGAGGAUGAAGAAGCACCACAAGCAGAAUAUGUGGAGCAUAAAGAGAUUCAAGAAUCCAUACCGGAAGAAAAAGAGCCUGAAGAACCUAUGACGGAGGAGAAAGAAGAGAAGUCCGAAGAAGCUCCAGAGGCUCAUCAGGAUGAAGAAGAACGAACGGAUACAGAGCAGGAAAUUCCUGGAGAGAUGGAGGACACGUUAUUUGUAAAUAAGAAAAUCCUAAGGGGAUUAGCAAAACGAAUUUUCAAAACCUUAACCUAUGUUCCUGAAACCGAGCCCUUCUCGGCGACUAAUGCGCUUAUCACCGCUCUCAUGAAGGUUCUCAACGAUCUAUUGGAAGACGAUGAUGGUGUCCACUUAUCAAUAUUCUCCGCCGAAUCGGCUACUCAUUUCUCAUUAACCCUAACCAUAGACGGCCGACUCUCUCCUCAUCGCCCGCAACCGGCGGCACGUCUCUGCUGUUCCUUCCGUUCCGACUACUUGAUGAAUGCUUCAGUAGAAGAACCGCCUGCAUCCACAGAUAAAGCAACAGCGGCCGCCGAAGCGGAAGGACCGCAGGAGGAUUUUGAAGAGGAAGAGGAUAUUGUAACGGCUAAACGAAGUCCGACUCCACCCACUGACAUUGAGACUGAACAACGCCACAAAGAGGAAGCAAUCAUCAUCGAACAGAACCUUGAAACUCAAGAACUCUCAGCACCAGACAAAGAGGAAGAAAACGAGGAGGUGGUAAAAAAAGAGCCAGACUUGAACGAGGCCGGAACGUACAGCAUUGAUCAUCAUCCUGAAACUCUUCGGCAAGAAGCUGUAGAAGAUUCAAGUACUGUUGUACAGGAGGAAGAAGUUAUGGAUUCGUUUUUGAUCGGCGACCAGACAGCGGAGCCGAUGGUUAUGCUGCAGAAUGUCGCGGAUUCCGCACCACAUCACGGCGAUAAGGUCGACGUUCGAAGUGAGAUGAUUGUUAAAAAUCACGAAACUGAACGGGAAGACACGGAAAUGGAACUACGCAGUGAAACAAUUGCUACGGAAGCUGAAAAUAUUAGAGCAAUCGAAGCCGGCGAUUUUCAAUCAACUGCAGGGGAGAUCACAGAUGUUCAGCCGAAAACACCUGAGCCAAGUGUGGAGGAAUCGAAGGAGGACACCGAAAAUGCGGCUCCAACAAAACCAGCCAGCCGAUUAGUGCGACCACCUAAUCGUGUGAUCCAUACUGCUCCACAAGGCCAAACAGCGAAUCGAACUCAAUCAGUUACUAGACCGAGUACUGCUAUGCCAAGACCGCCAGCAAAUGCUACGAAAUACAUCAAACCACCAGCACCGAAGAUUACUGCGAGAGCUAUGGCAAAGAGUGAUGCAGCGGUGAAAAAACCAGCAGCACGAACGCAAUCACAGCAGCCACGACCAACUCCGGAAGCAAAGACCGUCAGUCAACCGAAUACACCGAAAGUUUACAGGAAAGUCGUUACAGUCUCGAGUAAAAUCGGCUCGUUCACCGAUCACAAACCACAAGGUGGUAAUGUGCAGAUCUUCUCCGAAAAUCGAACCUAUAACGCGCAAUCGAAGAUCGGCUCACUUCACAACGUCACACACACUCCGGGCGGCGGUAAUGUGAAGAUACCAAACAUGAAGUUGGAUUUCAAAGAGAAAGCUAAGCCAAAAAUUGAAGCAAAAUCUGAUUACGUGCCACCGGUGCCGGAAAAGAAGAUGAUCACGCAAAAAUUGAACUGGAAUGCACAUUCAAAAAUUGGCUCAUUGGAUAACGUGAAACAUAAGCCGGCAGGUGGUAAUGUACAGAUUCUCAAUCAAAAGCUGGAGUGGCAUGCCACAAGUAAAGUCGGCUCCAAAGAUAAUAUCAAGCACAAGCCUGGCGGUGGAAAUGUGCAGAUAUUCGACGAAAGGAUACAGUAUGUGUCGACGAAUCGUAGAUCGAAUAGUGGAUCUCUGGGUAAUGUCAGCAAUCAAUCACGAAAUUCCCGUAACGCUAUCGAUGUGCUCGAUUUGUGA